Messenger RNA from Myodes glareolus (Bank vole), 5037 nucleotides. RefSeq names its product STAG3 cohesin complex component (gene Stag3). The record is from RefSeq and is a predicted model, not a curated record. Gene Ontology annotation, molecular function: chromatin binding. NCBI's taxonomy places the organism in Eukaryota, Metazoa, Chordata, Mammalia, Rodentia, Cricetidae. Gene Ontology annotation, biological process: sister chromatid cohesion; establishment of meiotic sister chromatid cohesion. Gene Ontology annotation, cellular component: nucleus; meiotic cohesin complex; chromatin.
AACAGUUAAUCUCGCGCCUGCGCACAGCGGAUCUUGUGCCUUCCCGCGUUUUUCGAGACUUAUUAGUCCGCCACCUGAGGAGGAAAAGCUGCGGCAGCGGGCGUCUCUAUUAGAGGCGGGAUGUCCACUGAGGCCUGAAAGGACCCCGGAGGUGGUGGCCUUUCUUCACGCGUGUGCAUCUAGAGGUCACUCAUCCAUCACCAACACUGGAUUAACAUGCCCAGUCUGUGGUCACCCUCUUCAGACAGUGUGUCUUCCCCAAGUCAGAAGUCUGUGGGAAGUGCACAGAAGGCCCUGUCUCCUUGUUCCCCCACCAGUUUAUCCUGUGAUGAUGGGAGCUCACAGGAUACUGCGCAGCGGAGCAGUCCCUCUGUGUCAACUAGUGAAGACAGUGACUUUGAAGACCACUCAAGACGCAAUGUGAGGAAGAGAGCAGCGAAACGACCACUCAAAGCUGCCCCAGUGGCAAAACAUCGGAAGAAGCGGUCCCAAAUAAUACCUAGUGGGAAUAACAAGAAUGAAUCAGUGCUUCCAACCAAUGAUCUCUUUGAUGCUGUGAAAGCUGCCAAAAGUGACAUGCAGUCUUUGGUGGAUGAAUGGCUAGAAAACUACAAGCAAGAUGAAAAUGCAGGAUUCUUGGAGCUCGUUAAUUUUUUCAUCCGAUCCUGUGGAUGUAAAAGUACUGUAACUCCUGAGAUGUUCAGGAUGAUGUCCAACUCAGAGAUCAUCCAGCACCUAACAGAACAGUUUAAUGAGGACUCAGGGGACUAUCCCCUGACAGCUCCAGGCCCAUCCUGGAAGAAGUUCCAGGGAAGCUUCUGUGAGUUUGUGAAGACAUUGGUCUAUCAGUGCCAGUACGGCCUCCUCUAUGAUGGCUUUCCUAUGGAUGAUCUUAUUUCCCUGCUCAUUGGCCUCUCAGAUUCCCAGGUCCGCGCCUUCCGUCAUACUAGUACCCUGGCUGCCAUGAAGCUAAUGACUUCUCUAGUAAGAGUUGCACUCCGAUUGAGUCUGCACAAAGAGAACAAUCAGCGUCAGUAUGAGGCUGAACGAAACAAGGAUCCAGAGCAGAGAGCACUGGAGCGACUGGAGAGUCUGCUGGAGAAACAAAAAGAGUUCCAAGAGAAUCAAGAAGAGAUAGAGGAGAUGAUGAAUGCUAUCUUCAGAGGUAUUUUUGUCCAUCGGUACAGGGAUGUCCUUCCUGAGAUCCGUGCUAUCUGCAUCGAGGAGAUUGGGUGUUGGAUGCAAAGCUACAGCACCUCCUUUCUUAAUGACAGCUACCUAAAAUACAUUGGCUGGACCCUGCAUGAUAAGCACAAGGAAGUCCGCCUAAAGUGUGUGAAGGCCCUGGAAGGGCUGUACAGCAAUCAGGAGCUGAGCACACGCAUGGAGCUCUUUACCAACCGUUUCAAGGACCGGAUGGUUUCCAUGGUCAUGGACAAAGAGUGUGAAGUGGCAGUGGAGGCCAUCAGGUUGCUGACCCUUAUCCUGAAGAACAUGGAGGGAGUACUGACCAAUGCAGACUGUGAGAAAAUCUACUCCAUUGUGUACAUUUCUAAUCGUGCUAUGGCCUCUUCUGCAGGGGAGUUUGUGUACUGGAAGAUCUUCUAUCCUGAGUGUGAGGCAAAAGCAGUGGGUGGCAGGGAGCGACGCCGGAGUUCACAAGCCCAGAGGACUUUCAUCCACCUUCUACUGGCCUUCUUUAUGGAGAGUGAGCAUCACAACCAUGCUGCUUACUUGGUAGAUAGCUUAUGGGACUGUGCACAGUCUUAUCUGAAGGACUGGGAGAGUCUGACCAGCCUGCUACUGCGGAAGGACCAGAAUCUGGGUGAUAUGCAAGAGAGAAUGCUGAUAGAAAUCCUUGUGUCCAGUGCCCGGCAAGCUGCGGAGGGUCACCCACCAGUGGGGCGCAUCACAGGGAAGAAGGGUUUGACUGCCAAAGAACGCAAACUUCAAGCUUAUGACAAGGUGAAGCUGGCUGAGCACCUCAUCCCCCUCUUACCUCAGCUCCUGGCCAAGUUCUCAGCAGAUGCAGAGAAUGUUGCUCCCCUGCUCCGACUGCUUAGUUACUUUGACCUCAGCAUUUAUUGCACUCAGCGCUUGGAGAAGCACUUGGAGCUGCUUCUGCAACAACUCCAGGAGGUGGUGGUGAAGCAUGUGGAGCCUGAGGUGCUUGAGGCUGCAGCACGUGGCCUCUAUCUGCUCUGUAAGCCAGAGUUUACCUUCUUUAGCAGAGUGGACUUUGCCCGAAGCCAGCUAGUGGAUCUUCUUACGGAUAGAUUCCAGCAGGAGCUUGAUGAUCUAAUGCAGUCAUCCUUCCUAGAUGAGGAUGAGGUGUACAGUCUGACAGCCACUCUGAAGCGUCUCUCUGCCUUUUACAAUGCUCAUGACCUGACUCGCUGGGAGAUCUCUGAACCAUGUUAUCAACUCCUCCAGAAAGCUGUGGACACUGGAGAAGUUCCUCACCAGGUGGUUUUGCCGGCCUUGAGUCUUGUAUAUUUUUCCAUUCUAUGGACGGUAACCCACAUUUCAGAAUCUACUUCCCAAAAGCAGCUGAUGAGUUUGAAGAAAAGAAUGGUAGCCUUCUGUGAACUUUGCCAGAGCUGCCUCUCAGAUGUAGAUCCAGAGAUUCAGGAGCAGGCUUUUGUCUUACUGAGUGAUUUGCUUCUCAUCUUCAGCCCUCAGAUGAUUACAGGGGGACGGGAUUUCCUUCGGCCCCUUGUCUUUUUUCCGGAAGCUACUCUCCAGUCGGAACUAGCCAGUUUCCUCAUGGAUCACGUCUUUCUCCAGCCUGGAGAACUGGGCAGUGGUCAGUCCCAAGAGGAUCAUGUCCAGAUAGAGCUCCUGCACCAGCGGCGCCGCUUGCUUGCCGGGUUUUGCAAACUGCUGCUCUAUGGGGUACUAGAGCUAGACGCAGCCUCAGACGUUUUCAAACACUAUAGCAAGUUUUAUGAAGACUACGGUGACAUUAUCAAGGAAACAUUAACUCGAGCAAGACAAAUUGACCGAUGUCAGUGCUCUCGGAUCCUGCUUCUGAGCCUAAAGCAGCUGUACACAGAACUGAUGCAGGAGCAGGGGCCCCAGGGCCUGACGGAACUGCCUGCCUUCAUCGAGAUGAGGGACCUGGCCCGAAGAUUUGCCUUGAGCUUUGGACCCCAGCAGCUUUACAACCGAGACCUUGUGGUCAUGCUGCAUAAGGAAGGCAUCAAGUUCUCAUUGUCUGAGCUUCCUCCUGCUGACUCUUCUCGUGAGCCGCCAAAUCUUGCAUUCCUGGAGCUCCUUUCAGAGUUCUCCCCCCGCCUCUUCCACCAGGACAAGCAGUUACUACUAUCCUACCUGGAAAAGUGUCUUCAGCAUGUCUCCAAGGCACGUAGCCAUUCCUGGGGUCCAGUUACCACUUACUACCACUCCCUCAACCCUGUAGAGAACACAGCAGAGGCCAGCCCUCAGGGACCCUCCCACUCAAAGAAGAAGCGUGUUGAAGGCUCUUGUAGGUCUCAGGGAGAAGAGCUCUCAUCCCAAGAAGAAAGCCUUCAACUGAACAGUAGCUACCCAAAACCUACCCUCACCUCCACAGCAGUAAAGAGAAGACAGUCCCUGAGGCUAGUGGGCAAGAGGCAAAAAGGUAGACCAGGACCAGAGCUGAUCUGCAGUCAGCAACUUCCAGGCACCCAGAGGUUGAAGAUGUCGAGUGCACAGUAUUUCCAGAUUCAGUGUGAUCCUUCAGGCUCUGGUUUGGGCAAGCAACUGACCCAACUCAGCCUUAUGGAAGAGGAUGAGGAAGAAGAGCUAGGACUUAUGGAUGGAUCAUGUGAAGAAUGGCAAGGUGGAGACAAGCAACUUCGUAGCACUUCUCCCAGUGAGCAUGGGCUGGACCUAUUAGAUACUACAGAGCUGAACAUGGAGGAUUUCUGAUGGAACUUUGGGCCCCUCCCCUUCUCCAGUUCCCACUUUAAGACCAUGAGUAAACAGAAGGAAGGAGUAAAAUGAAGCAUUACUUUGGGCCCCAGCCGAGUACUUUAAAAGAAAGAGAUUGGCCUUGUUUUUCAAACCUCCAUUUCUUUCUGAAUUGGUGGCUAUAUAGAGAAGCCAUGAGCCCUGUCAUCCUAAUACACCAGAGUGCUAUGCUUCUUUCUGCCUAUUUGCAGGGUUAGAGAGUUGGAUAGGGAUUGGAUAGGGGACUUCACCUCAGCACCAGAGUUUUUUAAACAUUUGGUUUUCUAUGUGGUACUUCUUCCCUGAAACACUGCCAAGCAUAGUUACAAGCUCUCAAUAAACAUGUUCAAAUUAGCUGUUUCCAGGUAUGACUUGAGAUUGUAAUGCUGAUGGAUAUUGGUUUUUUUGUUGUUGUUGUUUUUGUUUUUAUUUUUUGCUUCCGGACACUGUGGCCCCUAUUUAAGUGCCUCCAUACCCUCAGAUAUUUUGUGUAUAGGUCCUCAAGAAUCAGUCAGUGAGAUGAGUGGGACAGAUGGCUAAAGAGAGUUUAGCUGUCUCUGAGCAGUUACACUAAAUAUGAAAGUGUGGGCCAAAGUGAGAGAAGAUGGCACUGAUCGGCAAGUGAGGUAGAGACCUCUCCCAGAGUGCAUGGACUGGUGAAUGUCACCCAGUGGCUCUUCUCAGGGUAGUUUCUUACCCUUAUCCCAAAGAUGUAUAAGUUUUCACUCUCAUGAUAGCUGAGAGAACAAAGAUACAGAAAUUACUGUACAUAUUCAACCCCAAAUCUAAGAACUGGAGAAAAGUGACUAGUUUUCCCUAGCCAGGUCCUACAAGUCCUCUUGCACUGUUCUCUAAUAUGUAUCUCUGGUUAGUUCUCUACUGUAUCUCUCACCUGAUUGCCACAAAAUUGCCUCAGGAGACCUGCCUUCUGGAAACUGCCCAUUUUAAUUCUUUCUCUGCCUCUUGCAGCAGCAUUGGACCUCUGUACUGUUACCAGAUAGACAGUCACAAACAUGAAGCCAACUUGGUGACUUUCUUUCUUUCUUUUUCUUUCUUUAUUAAAAAUUUCCACCUCUUCCCUGCCUCCCUUUUCCCUCCCCCUCC